AUGCAUAACUCCAUGAACGGUAGUUCACUUUCCACGCAUCCGACGGAAGGGUUGUCUUACGAAUGCCUUCAUAGUCUUCUUGGGUUUCUUGUUCUGGCAGUCAAUGAAAUGCAGUUUAUGUCCCAAUCGGUGAACGAAUCCACAGUAAUAUCCUUUUGCACAACACUUGUAUUGCUUGUUCGCGACGCCCCUACAGACCACACACCAGCGCCUCCUCUUCACGCUCUUCACACUCCUCUCGAACUUCUUCUCCACGCUCUUCAACCUCUUCCUCCAGAAUCGUUCCUCACGUCGAGAGCGCUUCAACUCGUGCUUCAGUGCCCCGAAAGUGGCCUUCAGUUGGUUGCAGAGCGCCAAAUGGGUCCACGACUUGCACCCCUCCUCCCCCUCCCCCUCCACCACUCUAUUCCUGCGCUCCUCUGCUCCGAGUUCUUCAUCCCGGCGCUCGUCGUCCGCAUCCCUCACCCCAUCCACGAUGGCCUCAAACACGAGAUCCUUGCGAUGACACUCUGCCAUAGAGUCAGACAAACACUAUCACCACUUCUGGCCCGAGAGUCAGUCAUACGAACCGAGGGUGCAGUCGAUGCCGACGUCCCUGUGGGUGAUGAGCACCUCCUCCUCGAGCACCAGUGGUUUGGGCAGAAAUUUCUGCAGCAAUUGAUCCACAUUUGCGAUACCAUAGCCUCGAAGGUAUUCCUCUGCGAGCUGUCGCUUCUUCUCUUCGCGAAUCAACACGUCAUGGAAGUGAUGGCAGUGAUGACUGAAUGCAUACCUUUAUUGCUGAUGAGAUGCUUGCGGUCGAGAAACUCCUUCGGGAUCUUCACGGACCACAUGUUUGUGUCGCACGAACUGUCAGUCACUGUCAGAGUGUCACCAAUGGGUCACUCAUUCACUACUCAUUGCAGUUAUGUUCCAAUCACUCACUACUCGUCCACUCAUACGACCACUGCUUUCACUGUCAAUGCAUUCACCGCUCAUACACUCAUACAGGUGUCACAUAUGAUGAUCAUUCAGACGACAAUUAUUACAGACAAACACUUACAGCACGACAUAAGGCAACACCGUAAUGAUCGGUCGGUCAAUGUGUCUCAGCAUACAGUGCAAUUGUGCCAUAAAUGUGAGGCACCGGCGUAUGAUAAGCUACUGGUGCUCACAAUGCCCGGGAAGGUGAAGGUUCGGGUGUUGGCCGGACGUAAUCUGCCGGUGAUGGACAAGUCCAGCGACACGUCCGACGCUUUCGUCGAGGUGAAGUUAGGGAACACGACAUACAAGACGGAAGUGUAUCGCCGAUCGCUGAACCCCUUCUGGAACAGCGAGUGGUUCCGCUUCGAAGUGGAUGACGAGGAGCUACAGGACGAGCCCUUACAGAUCCGGGUCAUGGAUUACGACACGUAUUCGGCGAACGACGCCAUCGGCAAGAUCUACAUCGACUUGAAUCCGCUGCUCAGCAAAGACUCGCGACAUGUGAUGAGCGGUUGGUUUCCCAUAUACGACACAAUGCAUGGCAUUCGCGGCGAAAUCAAUUGUGUGGUCAAAGUGGCCCUCUUUUCCGACGCCAACCGAUACCGACAGUCUUCGUGCGGAUUCAAGUUCUUCUACUCACCCGCCAUUCCGUUCGGCUACGAGUGCGAAGCUAUUCUCGGCUUUGUCGAGGAAUUGGUGGUCAAUCACGACCCGGAAUAUCAGUGGAUCGAUAAGAUCCGGACCCCUCGAGCCUCCAAUGAGGCCCGACAGGCGCUCUUCUCCAAGAUUUCCGGUGAAGUGCAGCGAAGGAUCGGUAUUAAAGCCAUCGAUUUGGGCGGAAAUGCUGUCGUCAGUUAUCAGCAAUACUUCGAUAUGGAGGGCGAGUCUGGGAUUGUGGUCAGAGGUAUUGGAACUGCAGUUCUGCUCAAUAAAGUGGAAUCCAUUCAUCAUUUGGGGUCUCUUUCCUCUCAAUUCGCAAACUUCUCAGAUCCCGGCCGUAUAGCUCCAAUUGGUGUGGCCUUUCUGUCGAACCUAACCGUUUCAAUAAACCCCAACUGGUCGUCAAACUCUUCCACCCCCUCUCCGCCAGUAAUCCAUAGAACCCCUUCCCCUUCUCCGAGAUUCUCGUCGUCGAUAUUCAAACUGAUCCGUCAGUCAGUGAAAAAGAAACGGCCAGUCAUUGGUCUUUCACUUGAAGCUGAAACUACGCUUCCGGUGACCGAUAAUAAGCCAAUUAAGCCCUUAAAGCGGGUCGCGUCCCAACCCGUCACAGUAACGCUACCCUCGACCUCCUGCGUACCAAACCCUCUCCGUCAUGACUACAGUACCGUUUCGUUGAGUAGGUCUCCAAAUCCUAACGAAGACAAUGCUUUGGUCUCCUCUUCACCGCCCUUAAGAACAACUCCUAUUCCUAUGACGGCGCCUAUAUUGACACCCAAUAAGGCUUUGUCGCCGACAAAAACAAAUCAUUUAGGAGUUUAUGGCCAGCGAAGGCUUUCAGAACCAGAUCUGAGCGGAUCCGCUCCUAAGGGCCACUCAGGACUGAGUAAUUCCAGUGGAAGCGGAAGUUCUGGUCGUAAAUACAUUAUUUCACCCGAAAGUCUUCAUCUUUUAGAAUACCCCUUCAUCACAAUGAAGUCGUUCCCAUCAAACCUUAUCCUCCAUAUCGGAGGAGUUGUUUCCGCCCGUUCUGUCAAACUAUUAGAUCAAAUCAAUAAUCCGGAUGAUCCGGAAACUCGAGACGUUUGGUGGACUGAAUUAAGGAAAGAAAUUCGUUCGCACAACAGAGCGCUGGCCUGUAAUGCAGUCUUGGGUUAUACGGAAUCCACUCAUAUUUGUGAUGAGAUAUGCAUUCUGUCGGCCUCUGGUACGGCCGCUGUCCUCAAAACUGGUGAUUCCGAACACAUCUCUAAUUUGAUGACAAACGCAAACAUUUCUUCCGUGAGUGACAAAAAGGAGACGAUUAUUGAAUGCGAACCAAAUGUUGCGAACAAAGCGCUGAAAGUAGACAUCAAUUUGGCACAAAAUCAUUUGGACGAUAAAAGUAACUGUCAUUUGUGUCACAUUCCAUACUCGGAGACAUCGGUGCCAUUCCCGGCCACUCUAGUCAAGUGCAUGAUUUGCAAGAGAGCCAAAGUGCCGGACGUGCUCUUCAUGACCAUAGAGCCGCCGAAAGCCAUUCCCAUCUUAGGUCACGGGACACUCAUACAGGCGCGCGUCUGUCGCUCCAAAAAGGAGUCAAAGGGUGAACAGUGCGCUAAAGAACUCUCGGAUGGACUUCCGUUCUUGGAAUACGAAUUACAUCGACAACUGUUGAGUAAACUGAAAGUCAAAGGAAUGAACGGUUUGUUCAACAUAUCAGUUCAGGUGUCGUUUGGAGAGAAUAUGUUAAUAGCUGUGGCCACGGGUACCGGUGCCUUCCUUUCACCACUUCUGCCACCAUCGCCACCAAAGAUAUCAUCGGGGAAAGGGAUCCAAUGUUCCAAACUGAAUGAAAUUCAGGGUUUAAUAAUGGAGAGUAUUGCCAGAAACCGAGAACACUAUAAUAUCUUCACUUCUGGUAACAAUAAUUCCGCCCAAAACGGAGUCAACGUUAUUGAAGAUAAAGACGAUGAUAAUGACGACUCCAAUGAUGCUAUUAUGGACAGCAUUUUCAAUCCGAAGAUAGACUUAAACAAUGGAAAUAAAGAGAGUUGUGUUCUCUUGGAAGUGGACGACACCGAAGACGCAGACAUUAUAUCUCUGAUGAUUGACUCAGACGUCCCCAAAGGAUAUGAAGUCUGCAACAGUGAAUGUUUGCCGGGAAUGCAGAGCCAAUUGGUGUGCAAUUUGCAGAUGUUUUCUCAGGUCUAUAGGGCUAAACUCACUUCAAUCAAACAGUUCGGUCAUCAGUUUGAUUGGGUUAUACAGAGUCUUUUUGUCAAAUUUCGUCGACUUAUUCCCUGUUGUCUAACGGAUUUGAAAUUCAGGGUUGAUUUACCGGAAGCAGAUUUGGUACAAAUAACAGUCGUCGGCACUGCCAUUGGUAUCGGCCCUCCUAUGAAGCACAUUAGUAGGAGUAGGAAGCCUACAGAGAGCGGUGACACAGACCUUAUGUUCACAAUGGAUGCGAUCGGCGAACAAAAAAUGAAUGAACAAAAUGUACAAAACAUAUCCCCAACGGGAGCGCCAUAUCAUACUGCAACCAAUGAACACUUUGGUAUUGAGUUGACUCCACUUUCUUAUAUACCGAGCGGUCAAAUCGAUAACUAUUUAGGAAAUCUGGACUUUUUCUUCAUUAGAGAGAGCACUAGCAUCAGAGAAUUCGGUGGUUUGAGUGGAUUUAUUCAUAGCUUUCUGACCGAAGUGUUCGCAAUGGUUCGCUCACAUGUGUCCUCUUUGGGAGGCAAUGCAAUGACAUCCUUUCACAUCACACAACUCCUACUACUCUAUAAUCCACAUAAAAAUCAGGCUCAAUGUCUGGUCAAUGUUGCCGGAGAUGCUGUUAUUGUCCGAUACGAUAGCAAAGAGAAAACUCGAACUAAUAAUUCUUCAGACGAGCCUUUGGGCAGUAAGUGCACGCAGUCUUUACAUCCGAUGUAUUAG
This is a messenger RNA of Oppiella nova, 4548 nucleotides long. The record is from the annotation of a GenBank genome assembly. NCBI's taxonomy places the organism in Eukaryota, Metazoa, Arthropoda, Arachnida, Sarcoptiformes, Oppiidae.